Hydra vulgaris (swiftwater hydra) is the source of this 1451-nucleotide messenger RNA. RefSeq names its product solute carrier family 35 member F2. Gene Ontology annotation, molecular function: transmembrane transporter activity. Lineage: Eukaryota; Metazoa; Cnidaria; Hydrozoa; Anthoathecata; Hydridae. Gene Ontology annotation, biological process: transmembrane transport. The record is from RefSeq and is a predicted model, not a curated record. Gene Ontology annotation, cellular component: membrane.
GUCUAAACUUUGUCGAGUACUUAUGACUAUUUAUACUAAAAUAGGAAAGAAUUGUUUUUUGAGACAAUCUUAGCUUUGUUUUAAAACACGAACGUUAAAACAUAAAAAGAUGAAGUUAUACGGUAGAAAGAGAUGCGUUAAAAUUAACUAUUACUAAAACUACAUAAUCUGUACCAUGGAUACAUACUGUGUGCUAGGGUUACAUAGUAUGCACCACUGUUGGGCUUCAUAAAAAUAAUUAAGAACAAUGAAGAACUUAAUAGAACACUGCAUCAAUUGCGAGAAACGUUUUUAUAAUGAGAACUCAAUAACUUUUGAAGAAAAAACUAUAAAAGAGGCUGCGCAUUACGAAGAAACAAAGAAAAAAUGCUGCAGCAAUAAAACAUUAACUCUUAUCAAAAGUGUUGCGGGCGGACAGCUUUUAUCACUACUGCUGUGUGGCUACGGCACUUUUAUAACGGCUCUCGGGACGCUUUAUGGUAUACAUACACCAUGCUUUAAUGCUUCUAUCACGUAUGGUAUGAUAGCAUUUACAUUUGGUAUUUAUGUGCUAGCUAGAAAAAAUAAUAGAAAAAUUCUACAACUUCAUUGGUGGAAAUUCCUUAUUGUAACUUUUAUUGAAGUAGAAGGUAACUUCUUAAUUACAAAAGCUUACGGCUACACCACCUUGACAAGUGUUCAGUUAUGUGACAGCUUAACUAUACCAACAGUGAUGGUAAUUUCAUUUAUAUUUCUUCGGAUUCGUUACAAAGUUAUACAUUAUCUUGGAGUUGCUAUGUGCUUGGCUGGCUCAGUAUUACUUGUAUCUUUUGACAAAAACGACAAAAAAAAGAACGCAACUCAUGAGUUAACAGGUGAUAUAAUGGCACUUAGCGGAGCUAUACUUUACGGCAUAGCAAACGCUGGGCAAGAAGUUCUUGUUAAAGAAUUUUCACCGCUAAUGUAUCUAGGAAUGGCUGGAAUAUAUGGGUUCAUCAUUUCAGCUUUACAAACAGUAAUAUUAGAAAGAAACCUUGUCCGAAGCAUAGUGUGGUCAUAUCAAAUAACUCUUCUUUUUAUUGGCUGUGGUAUUUUUCAGUACUUUUACUUUUCAACUAUGCCUCACGUGAUGAAAAUAAGUAACGCAACAGUAGCAAAUCUUUCUCUGCUUACAGCAGAUCUCUUUACGCUUUUGGUUGGAUUGUUUUUGUUUCGAUACAAGUUUUCCUACGUUUUCUUUAUUGCAUUUGGUUUUAUCAUUGUUGGCCUUGUGGUCUAUAACGUUAAACCUGCCCCGGAAGCACAGAAAAGGCAAGAAACAUUAAAAAAGAAAGAAACAAUUUAUUCAACUUUUAAUUCUGAUAGCCAAAAUAUCAUUUUACACACAAAAGAAUUAGUUUGAAGAAUCAGCAACUCGUUGUACACUAACACACAUCCUUAUGAGAAUUAGAUAAACUUUGAGUUCUAAGUAA